UAAUCUCCGGCCUUAGUUCUUCCUGGGCAAACAUCACAAAAUACUUCACCAUAACCUCAUCUUUGAAGAAAUGGAGAACCAGGGAGUUCUGACCCAAGAACCCAAGAGUCUUUCCCUGUCCGGCAGUGGACGAAGAAGCUGUGACAGUUAUUCGAGUUCGACGGAAUUUGAGUUCUGGAUGGUACGAAACCCGUCUUGUCCACAGCCCGAUCUUCUCUCAGCCGAUGAACUCUUCGUUAAUGGCGUCCUCCUCCCUCUCGACCUUCUACCCACCAAGCAACCGGAUCCGAAUCCACCUCCUGACUCGGAUCCUUCCUCCUCUCAACCUGCUGGUCCUGGCCUAGAACCUGAACGAUACCCAGAUUCCGAACGUGGUUCUCGUUUAAUUUCCGAUCCCGUUACGGCUAUUUCAGCUUCGAAACGGUGGCGAGACAUUUUUAAGAAGGAUAAGGGUAAAGGCGGCACGACGAAGAAACACGAGGUGGAAGAGGGAGAGAAAGGGAAAGAGAAGAAGAAGGAGAAGAAGAGCCAAAGCCAAAGCCAAAGCGGGGUGAAUCCGGCGGAGUUGAACAUCAAUAUAUGGCCAUUUUCACGUAGCAGAUCCGCCGGAAACAGCGGGACCCGACCCAAGAUGAGCGGGUCUUUACUGAACCGGAAGGUAAGCAGCGCUCCUUGCUCGCGGAGCAACUCGGCCGGCGAGUCCAAUAUGAGGGUUAAAUGGCCAAGUAGUCCGGGUCGGACCGGGGUGCAUUUGGGUCGAAGCAGCCCAGUUUGGCAAGUCCGGCGUGGGGGCUCCGGACUAAAGAGCUUCGAUGGAUUAAUCCGGAACCGUGAAAAGGGGCAUGGCUCUGGUAUAAACGAAGUCACGGAGUCUCGCCGGAGUAAAAACAUCGGCAAUGGCGGUAAAGCUCGGGUCUUGAACCUGAAUGUUCCCAUGUGUAUCGGUACCCGGCAUAAUUUGAGCUGUAGAAGUGACGAGAACGGUGCCGUCGAUGUGGGUACUCGCACCGACAAUAGCUGCAGCAGCAGCGGCAGCAAUGGCCAGCCGACCACUGUCGGAGGUGGUGGCACUGGUAGUCUCUUUAAUCUAAGAAAUCUCUUUACUAAGAAAGUGUAUUAAAAAUUAACCUAUUCUCUAUUUCUCAUGUCAAAGUAAUUAUUGUUUUUUUUUUUUCUUCCUUCUUAUGUAUAAAAUUAAUUGUAAUAU
Messenger RNA from Rubroshorea leprosula, 1207 nucleotides. NCBI's taxonomy places the organism in Eukaryota, Viridiplantae, Streptophyta, Magnoliopsida, Malvales, Dipterocarpaceae. The record is from the annotation of a GenBank genome assembly.